AUGGACCUGUCCAAUGGCCCCCAAUCUUUGCAGGAUGGUGUUUGGAGUGAUAUAGCAGCACUCUUCAACAACAAAUACAUAGAGAAGAGCACAAAUACAUCCUCCAAACCCCCUGCAGCCUCUAAGCCUCAGCAGGGCAGCAGGUGCAGGGUGAGGGGUUGUUGGAGAUAUACACCAGCAUGCUCUAACAAUAAAUACAUGGAGGACAACACUGCUACAGGACUCUCCAUGACUGAAACAAAAGGAGUGUGCAGAAAUGGAGCCCCCUAUUGUGCAAUAACUAAUGGGGAGCCACACACAAGCAACUUGAACCAGAUCACAAGAGAGGAUCCUCUGUUCUGUGAAGCAUGCUCCAACACAAAAUUGGAGCUGCACACAAACCUUCAGCAGUUUCUCCACUCCAUCCAUGAACUCUCUAAAAGCUCAACACUUGCAGCAGCCCAUUGUGCAACCCCUGUCCUGCUGGCUCCUGGUUGUUGUGUAGCUGCAGAACACAUCACAACUACAACUACCAAAACAAAUACCAAAACAAUUACUAAGAGGCCUCCACAAGGACUAUGCAGAAAUGCAACUUCCUUCUGGUUUUUGUGUUUGUUUGGCUGUUUGUCUUUGGCUGAUUGUUUUUUCUUAGGGACAUCCACACUCUCUAACAUCAACACACCACAGCAAACACUCUACCAACUGGCAGCACACAAGGAACAUGGGUACAGCAGCCUGCAGAUCCCCUUGGUUGUGAGGUGCAGUCGUUUUGAUUUAUGCAGGUACCCCAGCUGCAGCUUCCUCCUUGAAGCUGCAUUGAGCCCCAAGAGCAGUCACCCCAGCAACAACUCCAUCCACCUGCAGCAGACAAGAAACAUAUACAAGUUUGUUUGUUUUGUUUUUCUGUACAGGUACUCCAAGAAGUCUAACCACCUCAUAACAAAGACCAACAAGCAGCCUAGGGAGACUGCAGCCAUCAGAACCUGCAGAUUGGCAGCCUUGGAUGCAUUCCAUCAACAGCUGCAACAGCUACACCAACUUGAAGCAGACAAGGAACAAAUACAAGCUAAUGGUUGUUGGAGAUACAGGCAACAGUGGAACCCAGAAGGAACUCCAACACCCUCAGAGACAACAUCCAAGAACCAACAACAAUAUCAUGAGUAGCUGUAGAAUGAUACACCUCCAUCAACUCCAUAUACAUACUGUGGAAACACAAAACCAAACAACUACUCAGCCACACACCAAACAACAACUCAACCACAGAGCUGAAGCUGAAAGUGCAGAAUUGAAAGAUGAAGUUCAACAGCAUCAGUAACAACAGAGGCCAAAACCAACACACCCACGUACAGCAACCUCCAGACUUGGUUGCUUGUGCAUGUUGCUGGUUUUGUCUGUCUGUGCAGGUGCACAGCUACACUUUCUUCCACAACAAAUCAAAGGCUGUUGGCUACUAUAGUUCCAUAUAUUUCCUAUCCUUUCAGCCUCCUUAGCUGGUAAUCAUGAUACUGAUACAAAGGCAUAUUUCACCUGGAUUUUCUUGGUACGACAAGACUAAAAAGAGCAAAGAUGAAAAGAAUUUCCCAUCCCAUGCGAGAUAGAAGUUUCGUAUACUUGUUCUUCUUCAAUGUAGCUAUGUCUGGUACGUAGCAUAGUUGGAAUAGGACUAGUGUAGGUUACUUUUCCUUUUUCUCAUGGAAGGGGAGAGUCUCCCUCAUUUAUGCUUUCAUAGUUGAAUUGUACCGGGAGGAGUCCUCUCACAGGUUUACUGCUUUCUAGUUAUAGUUAGUCUCUUUUUGUAUCGGGGAUGAGUUAGCCGACCUUAAUAGGUUAGCCGACUUAUGAACCACCAUAAGAUCGGAGGUAAGGUUUAU
This is a messenger RNA of Solanum dulcamara, 1850 nucleotides long. RefSeq lists its product as uncharacterized. NCBI's taxonomy places the organism in Eukaryota, Viridiplantae, Streptophyta, Magnoliopsida, Solanales, Solanaceae. The coding region runs from base 1 to 1143 and encodes 380 amino acids. The record is from RefSeq and is a predicted model, not a curated record. The transcript is spliced from 6 exons.